GCUGGGGCCUAUGGAGUUUCAAUUUCCGGCAUAACGAAAGCAUAAAAGUGAGAUUUUUGCAAACUCAAUCCAUUCCAGUUUGGAAAACCUGCCGAAGAGAAGGAAAGAUUGAACAUUGAUUGAAGAUUGAAGUGAAUCCGAAAAUGAAACUUUGCAUUGCAAUAUUUGUUGCUGUGGUCGCAUGUCUCUCUGAGUCAGUAAACGGUGGAGAAAGCGAGGUGAUUCGUGUUUUUGACAAACACCGAAAUAUGUGCAACGAGGAGAUGCUACGAUACUUGAAGAAGGCGGAGCUUGAGAGGCUUGGCUUCAAGAAGACUGUUGAAGUCGCCACGGAAACUGAUGAAAAUGGCAAGAAAACAAAUAAAACGACCAUUUACUACUUGGUCACCGACCAUUGCUCUCGAGCCAGGUUCUGGGAAGGUGUUUUAGAACAUCAUUUGCCAGAGGAGUUCAGAAGCUUGAAGCUCACGUCAAAAAUCAUGAAAGAGAUUGAAAGUCGCAUCAAGGGUCGCAAGACAAAGAGCUGUACACUUGGUUUGGAAAUUCACCUCCUUCCAGGUUCAAACGAGGCUCGGAACAAACGUAAUGUCGCUAGAGAUUCUCUUCCUCGUAGUCAUAAGUGUUGUUGUUGUGGGGGUAUUAAUUACGAUUGA
Molecule: messenger RNA, 653 nt
Organism: Dendronephthya gigantea
Lineage: Eukaryota; Metazoa; Cnidaria; Anthozoa; Malacalcyonacea; Nephtheidae
Exons: 2
Coding region: 144-653 (169 amino acids)
Source: RefSeq, a predicted model, not a curated record